AUGCAUGAAGUUCAUUUGAAGAUUCCAAUCCCAGUUGAUCUCCCAGUAGGAAAUAACAAACUUCAAGUUUACGCAAAAGAUGAAAAAGGACAAACAUCUACGAUUAAAACAUAUUCGUUCUCACUUAAACCUAUUACAAAGAUUACACUUGUUAAUGUAAUUUGCGAACGUUCAGAUGUAAAUCCAGGCGAGUGGGUUAUUUUCCAAGGCAGGAUCAGAUAUCCAGGUCCAAUUCCACAAACAAUGCCAUCAUUCAAAUUUAAAUUUGAUGACGCAGAAAUUAACAUGGAAUUAUUCCUAAAUGCUGAUGAUCAGGAUAAUACAUACUUCAAAGCAUAUUGCUCACCACCUGACAAUGCACAGAAUGGUGUUCAUGAAACCAAGGUUUGGGCAAUUUAUAAUGAUCAAAAAUCAAAUGAAGUAUCAUUUAAUAUAACAUAUGAUACUCAAACAGACGAAGAUUGGAAAACUCCUACACCAAAACCAGACAUCCCACCAUCUAUCGAUAUUCCAGGAGGAAUUCAAAAAGAAUAUAAGCCAAGUGAAUUCAUAACAUUCGAUAUAACAGUUUAUGAUGACAAUGGUUUUACAAUUUAUUAUAUAUUUGAUAGAGAUGAAUCACAAGAGCAUAAGUAUGGUGAGAGACAUGCUGCUUCAGCAAGAAAGGGUGUAUCAUUGCAGUGUAGAAUAGAUAUACCCGAUAAUUUAGAUCUCGGUCUUCAUUACUUAGAUGUUUAUGCCAAAGAUGAUAAGGGACAAAAGUCAAAUAUUAGGUACUUUAGCUUCCAACUUAUUAGUGAGAGUAGAGUACAAUUAGACUAUUUAGAAAUAACGCCUCUCGAAAUUGGAAAGAAAGGAACACUGAAAGGCGAAUUCAGACAUAACACAAAUGGAGAAAAAGUCGAUUUCUUCAUUGAAUUCUAUGAGUAUAAACUUUCAUUAGGAUCAGAAACUUAUAAUCCAACAAGUGGAAGAUGGCAAAGCUUCAGCAAAAUAUUUGAUGUUACAGAAAGCAUUUCUAUCGGUAGCUACAAAGCAUAUGUCAGUGCAGUUGAUGUAAGUGGAGAUGUUUCAGAUAAAGUACCAAUUGAUGUUGUGGUCACAGGAAACAAGCCAGAAAGAACUCCAACGCCAGAACAACCAGUAGAAGAUUUGAAUACAAAGAUGGAGACACCAGAUAUCAAUGAAAAAUAUGAGAAAGGCAGUAAUAUCGAAUUAUUAGUCAAAGUUAUUUCUCAUACUGAUUUCAGUGUUUAUUACAAAUUUGAUGAUGGAACUGAACAGAAAGGAUCAGGAAAUUAUCCAGAAACGACUGCUGAAGGAACACCAAUCCCAGUAAAGAUUACAGUUCCAUCAACACUUAAUGAAGGCGAGCAACACAAAUUGACAAUAUAUGCAAAGGAUAAAGAGAAUCGUUACUCAAUUAAGUACACAUAUAAAAUAACAAUAAUUGAAGAUCCAAGACCAGUAUUAACAAAUCCACAAAUUGAACCAUCUGAAAUUAGUACAUUAUAUAUGGAGCCUCCUCCAUCCCUUAAAUUUACUUUAUCACAUCCAAAGUCUGGUUCCACAGUCAAUGUUUAUUAUAAAUUUGAAACGAAUUCGUUCUGA
This is a messenger RNA of Trichomonas vaginalis G3, 1611 nucleotides long. RefSeq lists its product as uncharacterized. The record is from RefSeq and is a predicted model, not a curated record. The transcript has a single exon. Lineage: Eukaryota; Parabasalia; Trichomonadida; Trichomonadidae. The coding region runs from base 1 to 1611 and encodes 536 amino acids.